GACAGUUUGUUUGGUUUAAAAUAUAGAUCUCCAUUUUGUAACUUAAAGGCAGAAAAAGUCAUAAAAAACUUUUUGCUGACCUUCGGCGAUGAUGGGGUUAAUCGUGGGCAGUAUUAAUUGCUUUUUUCAAACCGGGAAAAAAUGACAUAGGCUAGAUUUCUAUAUGAGAAUCUUAAUAAAAUGCAAAUUUGCUAAGUUUUACAGCACUGUUAGUUAUCUAGAUAUUAAAACAUAAUAGUAAGGUUUUAAAACUUGACUGACUUGAGGAUGUAUUAUAGGCUACUCAAAGUAUGAUAUUAAUAUGGCAAUUAUUUUUAAUAGUUAAGGGGGAUUCGAAUGUACAUUAACAUGUAAAUAAAACGUUUGCUAUUUCUAUACGCUAACAUUCUUCUAGUUGAAGUCUUGACUGAGGAAAAACAGCCCUACCCCCAAAAUGAAGCAUGAUGGGAACAAUGAAACACUUGUCCCACAUUGUGCACUGGCACCAACUGACGCUUACAGAAUACUGAAGACGGUCUACUGAGAAACUGAAUAAGAAAAAACAUUUGCCAAAGGUUUUAGGAUGACAUCUUUAGAAGCUAACAAAAAACGGCCAUCAGCCAGCGGCCUGGAGUUUAUUGGCCCUCUUGUGAGCUCUGUGGAGGAGACCCCAGACCCCAUCAAUACAGUCAUCAAAGGAGAAAUUCCACUCUGGAUCAACGGCAGCUUCCUCAGAAAUGGGCCUGGAAAAUUUGAGUUUGGUGAAAGCAAAUUCACCCACUGGUUUGACGGCAUGGCGUUGAUGCAUCGUUUUUACAUCAAAGAGGGUCAGGUGACCUACAGCAGUCAAUUCUUGCACAGUGACUCUUACGAACAGAACUUGGAGAAGAAUCGAAUUGUGGUGUCUGAGUUUGGCACUCUGGCGACGCCUGACCCAUGCAAGAACGUCCUUGCUCGGUUCUUCUCACGUUUUCAGAUUCCAAAGGCAACUGAUAAUGCAGGAGUGAACUUUGUCAAGUACAAAGGAGAUUUUUAUGUAAGCACAGAGACCAACUUCAUGCGCAGAAUUGACCCUGCAACCCUGGAAACCAAAGAAAAGGUUGAUUGGUCAAAAUUCAUUGCAAUAAAUGCAGCGACAGCUCAUCCACACUAUGACCGUGAAGGAGCAACUUAUAACAUAGGAAACUCAUAUGGUCGAAGAGGCUUCUUCUACCAUAUCAUCAGAGUCCCCCCAGGUGAGGAACAGAAUGAUGAAGCUGAUCUGUCUGGUGCUGAGAUCCUCUGCUCUAUUCCUGCAUCUGACCCCAGGAAACCAUCUUACUACCACAGUUUUGCCAUGUCUGAGAAUUAUAUAGUCUUCAUUGAACAGCCAAUCAAACUGGAACUGCUAAAAUUCAUGCUGUAUAGAGUUGCUGGAAAGAGUUUUCAUAAAGUCAUGUCCUGGAACCCAAAACUAGAGACCAUUUUCCAUGUGGCGAACCGACACACCGGCCAGCUCCUCAAGACAAAAUACUACAGCAGCGCUAUGUUCACCCUCCACCAGAUUAAUGCAUAUGAGGAUAAUGGCUUCUUGAUUUUGGACAUGUGCUGUGGAGAUGAUGGCAGCGUGAUUGGUGACUUCACAAUGGAAAACGUUGGGCAAGCAUCUGGGGAGAAACUUGAUAAGUUCUUCAAUUCUAUGUGUACAAACUUACCACGCCGCUACGUGCUGCCUCUGGAUGUAAAGGAAAAUGACACUAAUGAUCAGAAUCUCAUCAAUUUACAGAACACUACUGCAACUGCUGUUAAGACUGAAACUGGGGUGUUCCUCACUCAUGAGGACCUCUACAAUGAUGACCUGUUGCAGUAUGGCGGUCUCGAAUUCCCACAGAUAAACUACAGCCAAUACAACGCUCGUCCGUAUCGGUACUUCUACGCCUGUGGCUUUGGACAUGUAUUUGGAGACUCUCUGCUUAAAAUGGAUCUAGAAGGAAAGAAGCUAAAGGCGUGGUGCCAUCCUGGCUUGUUCCCAUCAGAACCAGUGUUUGUUCCAGCACCUGAUGCUAAGGAUGAGGAUGAUGGUGUGGUGAUGUCUGUGAUCAUUACACCAAGAGAGAAAAAGAGCAGUUUCCUCCUUGUCCUUGAUGCUAAGACCUUCACAGAGCUCGGACGAGCAGAAGUUCCAGUGGACAUUCCAUAUGGUACACAUGGACUCUACAAUGAGAUGCGCUAAACUAAGAAUUUAUCAGAUGUACUCUUGCUGUUUUCAUCUAGACACCUAUGCCGAGUAAAAACUGAAACAAACGUUUCAAAAACUAAAAUCUUACAUCUUUUACAGACCAAAAGUAAAAAAUGUAAAUUAUUAGGAGGGUUACCAAUAGAUUACUAUAAUCUUUUUUGUAUUAUGUAUUAUAAUACUGUAUGUAUUUAGUAACAAUGAGUUUUGCAGACUAUCAGUAUCUUCCAUAUACAUUAUACUAACUUUCUCACACAUUUGUUAUUUGAAAAAAUAAAAGUUUUUGAAAAUAAAUGUGAUUUGUAUUAAACACGUUACAUUUAAAUAUUAACAAAAUUAUUGCCAUAACACUACCAAAAGUCCUCUUAACAAAAAAAAGUGAGAAGGGAGAUCGAGGCUAUUGAGCUUAUGACCUAAGAUACAUUUUACUUGUAGCUCUGUAUAUCAUUCUGUCGUUUGAAAACGGCCAAGAGUGAGGACAUAUAUGCACACAUAGCUAAUAUGCACAAGUGAGUGUCUUUGUGUUUAAUAUUCAAAAGUGUAAGUUAUUUCACAUGAAGUUUAUAUUUGAAGUGAUCGCCAUCUGCUGGAAUAUUAUGAAGAUAUUUCAGUAGGAAAACGUAAGAGCAUGUAGAUUUUAAUUUGUGAACUUGUAAAGUAUUUGUACCUGUACACUAAAAUGUACACUCUCAGCCCCAAUGUGAAAACUUGUAAAAUAAAAAACUGAAGUUGAAUGUUGAGAUUUGCACUCCUGGAAAAGACUCACAAAUCUGUCUUCUGAAUUUGAAGUUGCUGAAAAAUAGUCACAAAUGUGUAAACUGGCAUUUACAAAAUACAUUGGCAGAUACAAAUGCAUAGCACAUAUUUACACGUUUUCCUAGAUUCAGAUUUGAAUUGCA
Triplophysa rosa is the source of this 3093-nucleotide messenger RNA. RefSeq names its product beta-carotene 15, 15-dioxygenase 2, like (gene bco2l). The coding region runs from base 563 to 2191 and encodes 542 amino acids. NCBI's taxonomy places the organism in Eukaryota, Metazoa, Chordata, Actinopteri, Cypriniformes, Nemacheilidae. Gene Ontology annotation, cellular component: mitochondrion. Gene Ontology annotation, molecular function: carotenoid dioxygenase activity; beta-carotene 15,15'-dioxygenase activity. The record is from RefSeq and is a predicted model, not a curated record. The transcript is spliced from 12 exons. Gene Ontology annotation, biological process: retinal metabolic process; carotene catabolic process.